CGAGCUUUAACAAGGUAGUCGAUACUUUUCAGUACAGCAAGCAACAUGUUCAACAAAUCAAUUAUUGUGGCUCUAAUUUUGUGCGCCUGCUAUAUGGGCACCAUUCAGGCAAAUUUGCCUGUAGCUCCAGCCUUGAUGACAGCAAUGGGUGGGGUUGGUACAGUCGAACAGGCUACAGGAAAUCUUCCAAAUCUUCCAAAUCUUCCAAAUCUUCCAAAUCUUGGAACCGGAAGUAAUUCGCCGGUAUCAAGUGUUGGUCAACUUACAAGUGGUAUACUCCACACAUAAGAGUAUCUAAAGUCUUCUCUAUGAUCAAAUUUUUACCAUGAGUUUUUGUUUCAAAUCAAUUUUAUAUUAUUUGAGUUUCUUUUGAAAAUAAAGCAAUGUUCUAUGAGUAUUACAACAAAUGGUUUGCACAUAUAUUUCAGAAAGAGAAGAAAAUCCAGCAAUCUUUAAGCGUUGACUUACAUAAAUUAGGGACUUUAGCCGAAACUAAUCUCUGGGCUACGUGAGCAGUCGGAUCCCUACAAACACGUAGGACCAAAUUUGCGACUAUUUAUAGUGGGGCCCACAGCUCAGUUAGCCGCUUAAAGAUGUCGGUCCAGAAGGUAUUGUUCGUUGGUCUGCUUUGUUUGCUGGUGACACUGGCUUGGAGCUUGCCUACUCAGACUCUAAAUGUUACAGGGACAACGUCAAGGAAACGUGAAAUUGUGAAAAGCUUUGUGGCCGAGGUAAAUGCCUUGAUAGCCAAAUUAAUCAGGCAGUUGCAGGAGCUUACGGCCAUCAAAUGAUUUUAAAUGUGCAAAAAGGAAAACUUAAU
Molecule: messenger RNA, 820 nt
Organism: Drosophila serrata
Lineage: Eukaryota; Metazoa; Arthropoda; Insecta; Diptera; Drosophilidae
Source: RefSeq, a predicted model, not a curated record